This is a messenger RNA of Thyridium curvatum, 1500 nucleotides long. RefSeq lists its product as uncharacterized. The transcript has 5 exons. Bases 1 to 1500 code for a protein of 499 amino acids. The record is from RefSeq and is a predicted model, not a curated record. Lineage: Eukaryota; Fungi; Ascomycota; Sordariomycetes; Thyridiales; Thyridiaceae.
AUGGAGCCUUCCUAUCCGGGAUACAAUGUCCCUCUUCGUGACAACAUUGAACAUGGGGACUCAUUCCCUAUCGGGGCGCACUGGGCAAAUAACGACAGUGUGACCGAGAUGUUACAGGUCCGCGAGGUCUUCAUGAUGGCUUUGAUGGACCAGUUGACGGACAAGGCCGACUGGGAGAGAAAGGUGUUUGAUGACGAGAUCGUCGCAAAGUGGCGCAAGGAGGCAGUCACACAGCCGGAAGACGACUUGUAUGCCCUCAUCCUAGAAGACAAGGAUCUGGGCAGAUUGAGAAAGCCACGAGAAAGAAUGAUUAACGAGGAUGUAUUUGAGUGUUCGAAAGCUUCAGCCAAUUACGUUCGGAUCAAGCGUCUAAUGUCGACUGGCAUCCGCAGAGCAAUGACAUGGUACAGGACCUGGUUCACCCAUCCAUGUCGUUCACACUUCUUUCCUGCCGAAAUCGUUGGCUUGAAAGGUGCUGUGCAAGAAUGGGCGGGCAAAGGAGAUGUCAUAGUCCCAAAGGGCGCGGAAAUGCCAUCCACAGCGCAGAAUAUUCCAGAAGAGUUCUGGUCCGACAGUUAUCAAUGGCUUCCAGCAAACUUGAAGUUCGACGAUGACGGGUUGGUAAUGUUUACCAGCUAUGUCAACAACCUGCAUCCAGAGAAGUAUCCCGAAAUCUACAAGGCUCUUGAGGAGCUAAUAGACGUAGCUAUCCCGGCCUGGAACCAAUGCUUACCACUGCACAUUGAUGGUAACGAACCGCACAAAGCGGGCAGAGUCGACGUUCGGCUUGACAAGCCAAAGGAUUGCCCUGACAACUCUGACGAGAAGCACUGGACUCCCAACAUCAAGUCAGAACACGUCAAGACGUUUCAGCUCGAGGACAAAGACAAGUCCGAUUACGACUAUACCUAUGAGUCCCACGGCGAUUAUCUCGAGGAUUUGGACAUCGAUUCGGAUACAGAUGAGAAACUCCCAAACCUUGACGACGAGACAUCCCAAGUCCGUAGCGAGAGGCGGGAGUCAAAGCGACGAUUACGAGCACAUCGCGAGGUCGCCUGGAAAAGAGUCAAAGACCCGGCAGAGUUACCUCUUCCUCAGAACUUCGAACAUAUCGACUAUGCACCGCAGCUAGAUUUGCGGAAGAAAUUCAACGAGACUGGCCUUCAAGUCAUUGUGAAGAUGGCCAGCAUAGAAUUGACGCCAGAGAAGCCCCAGUUCCCUUUGGGAAGUUGGCAUAUUGAGGGUCAGCUGAAUGAGAGAAUCUGUGCAACUGCUUUGUAUUACCUUGACAGCGAGAACGUCAUGGAAAGCCAUCUGACGUUCCGAAUGGCAAGCGAAGCGGAGCAGUCCGAGUUCUCCUAUGGCCAAGACGAGUAUGAGUGGAUAGAGAGAGUUUAUGGAACUCUUGUGGGAUCUAUGAGCAGUGACCCCUCUUUACAAGUGUUCGGUUCGGUUGAAACACGACCCGGCAGGUUGCUCGCGUUUCCAAACGUCUUGUAA